AUGGAACACGAGCCGACUGAAACUACAGUUGCAAUGGGAACCUUGCCUGAUGCCCCGGCAGGUGCUCCUGCUAAACCGGCAGUGCGGUCUUUCAAGAAAAAAUAUGCCAAGAUGAAAGUCAAGUUUGAGCAAGCAAUUCGAGAAAAUGAGCACCUGAUUCGCGAGGAGCUGCGUAUCGAAGACCUGUCCAAGCGCAUCCAGCAACAAAAUGACCAAAUACUAGAGACCCUCCUGGAGUUAAACGACAGUCUGCAAAUUCCCCCGGCCAUACGAUACGAAUUGAGUAUGCCAGGCGACAUCUCUUUUGAUGACAUAGAGUCACCGGUCAUUCAGCCCUUAAUCGAUGAUACGGAACUCGCCUGGACGGCAUUGAAAGAAGCCAAAGAGGAACUGGCCCGUGGGGAUUUUGCGGCCUCCGCAUAUCGGAGGAUUGAGGAAAGCAUUAAGCGCAACAAAGACUUCGCGCCAAAGCUGCAAUAUAGCACCCUACACAAGAUCCCUCAUGGUGCUGCAAUCCAAGACGAGCAAAGAAUCGCCCACGAUGUGGAACGCAACCUCGGAUACUUCACUGCAGAGCGUGAGGAUGAGUACGAUCUAGCCACGGACGCCAAGCUUGGUGAUGAAGCGGCCGCAGCCCAGCUCGCCCGCAUCCCAGACCCACCGACACUCGCGGAGCGAGAAAAGGAUGCCUUUGCCCGCAACCCGGCAUCUGUCAGUAACUGGCUGCGCCGAAAUCAGCCGCAGACCUUGCAGGAUCAUGAGGCUGCCUCCGAGAAAUCUACAUCACGGCCCUCAAACCAGCGUGCGUCUAAGAGAGCACCGGCCCAGCGCAAGGACGAGGAGACAAUCGAUGAAGAUGGAAUGGAUGUGGAACCUACGCCUAAGAACAAGCGCAAGCGCGACGAUGAUACUGGAUAUAGACCUAAAGGUGGCAACAAUCGGUCGAAGAAGAAGAAGGAAGAGUCGACUCCAACUGCCAAUCGCAAUGCGAAGAAAGCCUGA
Molecule: messenger RNA, 1002 nt
Organism: Penicillium argentinense
Lineage: Eukaryota; Fungi; Ascomycota; Eurotiomycetes; Eurotiales; Aspergillaceae
Exons: 3
Coding region: 1-1002 (333 amino acids)
Biological process (GO): chromatin remodeling
Cellular component (GO): nucleus; Ino80 complex
Source: RefSeq, a predicted model, not a curated record